Molecule: messenger RNA, 867 nt
Organism: Hemisphaericaspora subhashii
Lineage: Eukaryota; Fungi; Ascomycota; Pichiomycetes; Serinales; Debaryomycetaceae
Product: SUMO ligase
Exons: 1
Coding region: 1-867 (288 amino acids)
Source: RefSeq, a predicted model, not a curated record
AUGAGAUUUCAACAGCGAACACUACUGGAUAAGUGUCUAUAUCUAGAAUCCCAAAAUAAAGAACUUUCAGACAAGAAUAAUAAACUAAACGAUAAAGUAAAGAAACAGAGAGAGUUUCUAUAUUCUGCAAAAGAUGAGAUUGCUCAAUUAACUAAAGAAAAGACAAAUCUUGAACUAGAACUCCAGCAAUUGCGAGAAAAGGAACGUCCUCAAACAAUCGAUCUAUCAGAAUAUGAUACAUCUGCAGAUUUGAUUAUUCAUGAACAAAGAGAACAACCUAAAUCUAUCCAUAAUGGAGUAAGAGGGUCUCAUAAUACAUUUCUAUCACAAUUCAGGAGUGAUAGAGAUACUCGGGAAAGCAACAACAACAACAACAAUGCUAAUCAGCCAAUCACAUCUCUUCCUCCAGGAAGGAAGCAACGCCCACCCACAAUUCUCCAAGGUCUUCAAGGAAAUACUCCAGUUUUGCCAAUAGUCCCCAAUGAAGGAUCAAGAAGACAAUCGUUCUUUGCAGAAUCAACAAAGAUCGGAGAAGUAAAUUCAAUACUUUCUGCAUCUUCCGGGGGGACCACCAGCACUCCAUCCAGUUCUAGACACUUAGAACUAGCACCGCCGCUGAGAAUAUCUAGUGGAUCAUCUAAUGGUACUUCCAAACUUAGUGGAAAAAUGAGAAAGAGUCGUUCUUUGACGACACAAUUAGCUUCAAGAAUUGCUGCGAAUAUGAAAAUUGGUCCACCUGCCUCUGCUGCUUCAUCUGCUAUGCAAAUGUCUAUUAGAUUGCAAAAUGAUAGGAUUAGGAAACCCCCGACAUUGAAUAGGAGUCUUAGAAGGGGUACGGAUGUUUCUCCAUAUUUUAGAGGAGCAUAA